AUGUCUGAAACUAUUGAAGGUAACGUUAAAAUCGACAGAUUGUCCCCAGGUAAUGGCUCGUCUUUCCCUAAGACCGGAGACUUGGUUACCAUCCACUACACAGGUACUCUAGAGAACGGCCAAAAAUUCGACUCUUCUGUGGACAGAGGUUCCCCAUUCCAGUGUAACAUUGGCGUUGGCCAAGUGAUCAAAGGUUGGGAUGCAGGUAUUCCUAAGCUAUCCGUCGGUGAAAAGGCUAGAUUGACCAUCCCAGGUCCAUACGCCUACGGUCCUCGUGGUUUCCCAGGUCUAAUCCCACCAAAUGCCACUUUGGUGUUCGACGUCGAGUUGUUGAAGAUCAACUAA
Molecule: messenger RNA, 345 nt
Organism: Lachancea nothofagi CBS 11611
Lineage: Eukaryota; Fungi; Ascomycota; Saccharomycetes; Saccharomycetales; Saccharomycetaceae
Source: the annotation of a GenBank genome assembly